Messenger RNA from Daphnia pulex (common water flea), 1037 nucleotides. RefSeq names its product cuticle protein 18.7-like. Bases 46 to 867 code for a protein of 273 amino acids. The record is from RefSeq and is a predicted model, not a curated record. Gene Ontology annotation, cellular component: chitin-based extracellular matrix. NCBI's taxonomy places the organism in Eukaryota, Metazoa, Arthropoda, Branchiopoda, Diplostraca, Daphniidae. Gene Ontology annotation, molecular function: structural constituent of chitin-based larval cuticle. The transcript is spliced from 2 exons.
CUCUCCUCCCUCUUCCGCGCUCCAACAAUUUUUAAGCGAAUCGACAUGAAGACCUCAGUUGUCGUCGUCGUCUUGAUGGCCUGUGCCGCCGUCUCUGCCCAGAUCCCGGCCGGUUGGAACUACAAUCCAUUCCUUUACUACCCGUUCACCGCACAACCAGCGCCCGUCCAGGAAACGGCCGAAGUUGCCGCCGCCCGUGCCGCUCACUUGGCAGCCCACACUUCCGCCGGAGGAUCCAACAACAGGGUGGUCGCCGUACAACCUGUACCCGUUUGGGAACAACCGGCAGGUGCCGUUUUGGACACUCCCGAAGUUUGGGCCGCCAAAGUUGAACAUUACCGCGCCCACUCAGCCGCCGCCGCUGCCAACGGAGUCGUCUCGACUCUUGUGCCUCUUCCGGUGGUCAGUUGGGGAGUCCCUCAACCCGUCCAAGACACUCCCGAAGUAGCAGCUGCUCGUGCCGCCCACUCGGCAGCCCACGCCGCCGCCCGCGGUAAAAGAUCCAUCCAGCAGCAGGACACACCCGAAGUGAUGGCCGCCACCCUCGAGCAUUACCGGGCCUACAACGCCGCCGCUGCGGCUAACGGAAUCAUGGCCUACCUGCCCGCCAGAUACGCCAACAUGCCAUUCGGUAUGCCCCAACAGGUCCAGGAGACUCCCGAAGUGGCCGCAGCUCGUCGUGCUCAUUUGGGAGCUCACGCUCACGCCGCCGCCCGAGUAGCGAAAGUGGUGGUUCCCGUUCAGCCGCUUCCAUCAGCGGUGGUCGCUGAUGCUCCCCCUCAACCCGUCCAGGAUACCCCUGAAGUUCACGCCGCUAAAAUGGCCUUUUUCCGCGCCUUUCACGAAGCUGCCGUUCGAUCUGGUUAAACUGUACGCCUAGAUAUAUUAAAUUGUAAAUUAGGUCAUUUUCAAAUUGUGAUUGUUCAGGAGUCAGAAUGUCGACUGUGAAGGCAUAAAACAAUUGUCUGUUAUUUUUUAAAUGCUGUUGCUUGCAUCCUUCUAUGGUUGUAGCACAAUAAAUCAUAUCGAAUGAUGAA